AUGCUUCCUUCAAGACUUUUUCGCAAUACAGGCAUUCCACCAUCCCUUCGCAGCUUGAUCACCCCGCACGCGAACCUACCAUCGAAUGUUGCCGUACAGUUGCGUCUGCGCUUGGGUGUCAUACCGGGCACUGUUUCUAGCGCAUCGAGAACAAUAGGAACGAAUGCUGCAUCAAAUACAUCCUCUUCCUCUACUUCUCCAUCUUCGUCUUCAAAACCAACCACCAAAGACCCAGUAGUCCCACCACCUCCAUCCGCCUCAGCAUCUGAAUCAUCAACCUCAGCCACGACAACAACCGACUCACAACCACUACCAGAAAAAAUCGAGCCCAAAUUGUCGCUGACGUUCACUUGCACUGUCAGUGGAUGCGGUGAACGUUCAACACAUCAGUUUACAAAGAAGGCAUACGAAAAGGGGAUCGUAUUGGUGCAAUGUCCAGGAUGCAAGAACAGACAUCUGAUUGCUGACCAUCUGGGGUGGUUCAAAGACUCGACCCAAGGGGGCAAAUUGCGGACAGUGGAGGAUAUUUUGAAAGAAAAGGGCGAGACUGUAAAGCGCGGCGCGUUGAGCCCCAACGGUGAUGUUUCAUAUUUUGAGUAA
Messenger RNA from Psilocybe cubensis, 600 nucleotides. RefSeq lists its product as uncharacterized. The transcript has 2 exons. Gene Ontology annotation, biological process: protein import into mitochondrial matrix; protein folding; protein stabilization. The record is from RefSeq and is a predicted model, not a curated record. Bases 1 to 600 code for a protein of 199 amino acids. Gene Ontology annotation, cellular component: mitochondrion. Gene Ontology annotation, molecular function: zinc ion binding; protein-folding chaperone binding. NCBI's taxonomy places the organism in Eukaryota, Fungi, Basidiomycota, Agaricomycetes, Agaricales, Agrocybaceae.